This is a messenger RNA of Cannabis sativa, 1835 nucleotides long. RefSeq lists its product as uncharacterized. The record is from RefSeq and is a predicted model, not a curated record. NCBI's taxonomy places the organism in Eukaryota, Viridiplantae, Streptophyta, Magnoliopsida, Rosales, Cannabaceae. The transcript is spliced from 2 exons. The coding region runs from base 888 to 1664 and encodes 258 amino acids.
GACGGACUCGGUUGACGACUCCCAACUGAACGAACCUUUCUCAUGCGAAGACCUAGUCUCGCGAGUCGUCAAAUCUGACUUCACCACUUUCGUGAGGUUAAAUCUGUUGCGGCUUGCGUUUCAAAGUCCCAAACCCUCCCAGAGAGCGCAUCUUCCGUUCACCAACCCUGCGAUCAUCCCCACAGAGGACGUGGUCAUCUCAAUACCUAUUCUUCGAUGCGGUGUAUCAGUCCCAUUUCAUCCUUUCGUCGCAGCCAUUCUUAGACGCUAUGACGUAUCGCCUUUUCAGCUAACACCCAACAGUUAUCGCACUGUUCUAGCCUUCUAUGCGAUGUACAUGGAGUACGCCCAUAGAGCUCCGUCAGUAGAGGAAUUUAGUUAUUUUUAUGACAUAAAGAGCGUGGGCCUUCAUAACGGCUUCUUUUGCUUUAGUAAAUGGGCGACUUCUGAAAUCAACGGGGUUGAGGGGAUGGUUUCGAACAUGGGUGACUGGAAGUCAAAAUGGUUUUACGUUUUUAAGGUUCCUGGGAUCAGAACCGACUUUAAUCGCAGACCCAGUAUGUCGCAUAUUUGUUGACUUAGAUAAAGUUUGUUACUCUGUUUUUCGAGAUCUUUUGCUAACUCGUUCUUUUGUUGUCAUCGCAGAUAGACCAGCUCGACCAACGCUUAACGCUCAUAAAAAGGGGGUAGCUGAAAUUCUUGGGAGUCUUCCGGUACAAGAUCGCGACUGGCGAUUGCUGUGUACGACUGCCAAAUUGCGGGAACACAAACUGAUCCCCGAGAACGCGAGUCUUCAACGGGAGCCAGUAUAUAAAGAACCAUCUGAGAGACAGCAGGAGCGGAUAGAUAAGCGGCUUUCCAAGCAAACUCCUCGAGAAACUUCAGACAUGACUUUCUUGAAGUCUGCCCCUGUCCUGAAGAUCAAGCAAAAGGGUGGAACACCGGCAUCUUCACCAGUCGUCGCCCAGAAGAGGAAGAGCGAUGUGAUGACUACGCUCGCUGCAGAUUCCUCCAAGAAGUUGGCCAAGACCACUCAGGAUAAGGGGAAGAAGGUUGUCAUUGAUUCUCCGGUUCGCCCUCGCGACUUCCUGGCCAUGCAGGAAAAAUUACUGGCCGAGAUUCCUUAUGAGGAACUUGUUUCUCGAUCUACUGAACUGGCCGCACAAUCUGUGGCUUUGUUUAUGAAAGCCGUGGCCACGCCUUCGAAGGAAACUGACUCGCUGAAGAGGCAGAACGCUCAUUUUCAGGAAAACAUAAAGAGGCUGAAGCAGGAGGUGGCCAAGAUGGAGGAACUUCACAAGGAGCUCGAGGAAGUCAACAGGGCCAAAGAACAGUUGGAGCUCGAGCUCAAGAAGUCGCAGGACACAAUCGCUGAGAUGGCUCGCGACUUAGAGGCUGAGAGAGAGAGUGGGAAAAAACAGUAUGAUCAGGCUGUGUCUGAUUACAUUUAUACUACUCUCUCCAAGGUCCCUGACUUCGACUUCUCGCUGCUUGGAGAUGAAGCUGCUGAAAUGGCUGAAGCCUUUCGCUCGAUGUCUCCUACCCGGACUCAAGGCAACCUUCCAGAUGAAAUCGAGGGAGUACAGGCUGAGGAGGUCGAGAAUGAAGUUGUGAGCAAGAUCGUGGAUGAGGCUGCUCCUGAUGAGACUACUCCCGCUGCUUGAUUAUUUUCUAUCUUAGUUUCACUUUAUUUUUUAUAUAUGCGGUACACGGGUACUCGCACUUUUGUACUUAAAGAAUUUUAUCUUACUUUUUGGACAAAUUUCUAUCCUCGCGGGGAUAGUAUGCAUUUUAAUAUUUACGCAGUACAUGGGUACUUGCGAUUUUAUUUUCAA